AUGGCUCGUGUCUGGUUCAAACUUGAAAAUGCGGCCUGGGAUAAAGUUUCUUUGAAAGAAGUCGAAGACGUUGCUGAUCUCAAAGAAUCAAUCAAAAGAAAAUCAACUCCAUUACUCAAAGAUUAUGCUACAAGCCAGCUCACUGUCAAAGCCACAAAAAUAGAUAACAGAAACGCCAGUCAAGCA
Messenger RNA from Paraglomus occultum, 186 nucleotides. The record is from the annotation of a GenBank genome assembly. Lineage: Eukaryota; Fungi; Glomeromycota; Glomeromycetes; Paraglomerales; Paraglomeraceae.